This is a messenger RNA of Pneumocystis jirovecii RU7, 726 nucleotides long. RefSeq lists its product as uncharacterized. NCBI's taxonomy places the organism in Eukaryota, Fungi, Ascomycota, Pneumocystomycetes, Pneumocystales, Pneumocystaceae. The transcript has 7 exons. Gene Ontology annotation, cellular component: mitochondrial inner membrane. The coding region runs from base 1 to 726 and encodes 241 amino acids. The record is from RefSeq and is a predicted model, not a curated record. Gene Ontology annotation, molecular function: copper ion binding.
AUGAUUUUUCAUUACAGAAAAUAUAUAAAAGCUUUUGGAUUUUCAGGACUUCCUUUUCCAUAUAGAUUUUCCCGUUUUUUAUAUGAUCAACCAAAGACUCGGUUCAAAAAACAUAAUCAAUCUGUUUUGUUCUAUACAUGUUCUGUUUUGAUUGGGAUUUUAGGGAUUUCAUAUGCUUCUGUUCCUUUAUAUAGGAUGGUAUGUCAGAAAAUGGGAUGGGCUGGCAUGCCUGUUAUUGAUGUCUCAAAAUUUACUCCUGAUAAAAUGAUUCCUAUAGAAAAUGCAAAAAGGAUUCGUGUUACGUUUAAUGCAGAUGUCUCUGACACUCUUGAAUGGAAAUUUGUCCCUUUGCAAAAAGAAAUUUAUGUUUUACCAGGAGAAACAGCAUUAGGUAAUUGUUUGUCUGGCUUAAAUAUUUUUUUUCUAAUAUGGAGAGCAUUUUAUACUGCUCAUAAUAAAAGUGAUCAUGAUAUCAUUGGAAUUUCAACAUAUAGUGUUUCUCCUCCGCAGGCUGCAUCAUAUUUUUCAAAAAUUGCAUGUUUUUGUUUUGAAGAACAAAAAUUGAAUUCAGGUGAAUCUGUUGAUAUGCCAGUAUUUUUUUUUAUUGAUCCUGAUUUCGUUAAUGAUCCACUUGUACGAAAUAUUGAAACAAUAACAUUAUCAUACACUUUUUUUAAGUCAUCUCAUGAAGAAGUUAACAAAUUAGUUGAAAAAAAAAAAAUAUAA